Messenger RNA from Sphaerulina musiva SO2202, 2808 nucleotides. RefSeq lists its product as uncharacterized. The transcript has a single exon. The coding region runs from base 118 to 2631 and encodes 837 amino acids. Gene Ontology annotation, molecular function: zinc ion binding; DNA-binding transcription factor activity, RNA polymerase II-specific. Lineage: Eukaryota; Fungi; Ascomycota; Dothideomycetes; Mycosphaerellales; Mycosphaerellaceae. The record is from RefSeq and is a predicted model, not a curated record. Gene Ontology annotation, biological process: regulation of DNA-templated transcription.
CUUACUUCUCUGCCUUGUCAUCAGACGAGGACGUCGAGGCGGCUCUCUCUCUCUCUCUGCGGAACUCCUCCUCCUCCUCCUCCUCCUUUCCCCUUCCCCCCUCUCCCCCACGAGCCAAUGGCGCUGCCAACAGACAAUUCCUUCGGGGCGAUAUGUACUUCUACCCCAGCCUACGUCGUCUACCGCGACAUCUCAAAUGGCGAACCAUCCGAUCCAACCUCGCCUCUGCUCUUCUUCCCGCCAAAGGGCUCCGAUGAGCUGUUUGACGCUCUCCGGACUGCCUUUCCACAUCUCAAGUCUCACUCCGAGCGCAUGCGUGAUGCCAUUAUUCAAUUCCUGCUCGAGGAACGCCAAGAGGAGCUGCUUCGGACUUCCCCAGCGCUGACCAUGGACGGUACUGCUCCAACGACAACAACUUGGCUCUCUGCUUCAUCAUCAUCAUCAGCCUCUGCAUCUGUUUCCAGUAGUCCCGACCUCUUGGACUUCGCCACCCCUUCGUCGUUGGCCACCUCUCCACAGACACUCCCGCCACAGCUUACUCGGACCGCGUCCGUUGCAGCCUCGAGCCAGGCAAGUCCACCCUCACUGGACCAAAUGACGGGAGUCUUCAGCUUGUCUGCGGAAUCACAGCCCAAGCAGCAUAUGCGACGGAAGAUGACUGAGGCGGAGAAAGUCGAGUACCGCAAGCGCCGAAUCGUGAAAGCAUGCGACAAGUGCGCCAAGAGAAAGCGAAAGUGCCCUCACAACCAGACGCAAAUGGAGAUUAUCCCAGCUUCUUCAUCAAAGGCCGGAGCCCAUGUCUCGAGGAGGAGAUUAUUGCCAAAGUCAAACUUUGACGUCAACAAGAACGGGCAGCAAAACUGCGCUGCAGUCGAGCCUGUCAUGGCUGCCGAGGACUGGGACUUCACCGCGGGCUUGGAUAUGAGUAGUACCUUUCAAUCUUUUGAUGACUUUCCCAUGUUCGAGGACCCUUUUGCAGAGUUCACCGUCGACGACCUCGUGCAGUGGGACCAGCCAGCGACCAACUUCCAGCCACACGACCACCAUUUCACGCCAAACCUGGUGCCAUGUUCGUGGUCUGGACCAUCUAGUGGCAGCAAUUCACAAUCAGAAUCUGGUCUACUACAUCUCGCCAACACGGUGCAGCCCGUUCCUGGUGCCACUGGAGACUUGCAACAGCUAGGUCUACAUGGAGAUUUACCAAGUCACAGCAAUGAUAGAUCUUCCUUGGCUACAUCACACCAGCGAUCACGCCGCUCGAGCCACAAUGGGACUAGAACUCGAAGUGAUGUCCGGCCUGAACUGACCCAUCUACAUGGCUCACUCCAACAAGUCGAUCAACAGGAUAUCGUAGAAGAUGGACGGCAAAUUGUGUCUGGCGAUGGCAUGCUAUGGAAACACGUACACCCAGGCUCACAGGCCAUACCACAGCCAACGCGUACCGCACACGUACACAAUGCUGGAUGUGGUGAGCUUUCUGCUUCAACAGAAGCAAAUGAAGUGCUCAAGCGACCACGUCUGAAAGAGACGCUCGGCCAGAGCACUCUGAAGUUGGUCGGGAAAACCAAAGCUUUACGAACAGGCGCAGGACUUGCCAGGUCCAGUGACUGCAGUUCAGCUUUGCAAUCCUCGCCAAUCUCUAGACGACGUGCUACCGAUGCCCUGAGACACACGACUGAACCUCCACACAGUCCAUGCGGUGAAUGCACGCGACCUUCAAGUGUACGAGCUUCGGAGCGACGUGAAGGACAGUUCGCGGCCAAUGCUGUUGACCAGCAGCAUUGGGUGCAGAAAUCUACCUCCGUGUCGCAACCGGGCGGACUCCGAAUCGGAAUCGCGGCUCUACGCAAGGGAAGUUCAGCGCCAGUCAUUGCUUCUUCCGCUGCCAAGCAACAGAUGAGACUACCCAUGACACUUGCUGAAGGUGCUUUGAAGCUCGGCAACAUGUCGACAGAACUAUACAUGCUUCGCCGCCGGAUCCCACACAAGCCUGUCACCAGCCAGAAUUACCAGCAUAUAACCAACUCCAAGGCAGGACCUUGUCAGCUCACGACUCAUGCCAUUGGCGGUGCCAAUUUGGGGCUCCCUGUUGCUAGAAUCACCGAACGCUGCAUGGCCGCACAAGCGCACUUCACCUUCACGCCUGCUCUCGAGAAAGCGAGCGCGAGGGAUCACAUGCUUUGCCACCGCAAACUCCCUCAGCAGGACAGACUGCACGACUACCACAAGAUCCAGGAUCACCAUAGCAGAAGUCUUGCAAUAAUGGCGAUAUUACUCCUCGGACUCAUCGCCAUGCUCUUCGCAAGCACUCUGCCCAUGGCCGCUCUCCCUGCACUCUGGUACUCCUUCUCAUCCUUCUUCCCUGAUGUGGUUGUUGCAGCUGCAGAUGAGAAAGAAGAAGAGCUCGUGCAAUGCAGCGAAAUCAAUAGCUCAUGGCUAUCUCUUCACGAUCUGGAGAGUAGUCCAGCGAGCACGUCUGCGAUGUUCUGGUGUCAUAAUUACCAGCGAGAGGAAAUUUUCUCCGCAUUCCGCAUGAGAUCGAGGAAGGCUUUGAUGAUGAUGACGAUGAUGAUAUACCCCUUGAGCGGAUAUUAUUCCUCGCUCAGGCGUGGUUUUGUUACUUUGGUGUAAUUGAGCGAGAGGAAAAAGAAAAUAUGGAUCCAGAUGGAGGAAAUGAUUUUUUCUUUUUGAGUGUUGGGCGAUUUUAGCGGUAUUUUUGACUUCACCUACUUACCUACCUACCUGCCUACCUAGGGAAGAGUAGAUUUGACUAGGAGCAUGUAGUUUCUUGAAAAGAAAGCGAACUUC